Molecule: messenger RNA, 1769 nt
Organism: Punica granatum (pomegranate)
Lineage: Eukaryota; Viridiplantae; Streptophyta; Magnoliopsida; Myrtales; Lythraceae
Source: RefSeq, a predicted model, not a curated record
UGUUUCUCUCUGCUUCCACUUCCUCUCCGGUUGAUUGCAAUUGGGGGAGGAAGCCAUGGCACGCGGGAAGCCGCCGUCGGCUGCCUCCGGGAGAUCAGUACCACGGCAACUUCGCGGCGCCGAACGGUCAGCCUACUUUGCCCGCAGAGAGGCGGCGAAGGUCCUCCGGAAAGUCCUCGAGGGAGACUCCCGCCGCCAGGCCGUCGGCUCCAUCAAGUCGCUCGUGUACAGCCCUUCAGUCAGGAACAAGAAGGCGACUUUUGCCCUAGUCUGUCAAACCCUAAAAUAUCUUCCUAUCAUCAAGAAUGUGUUGAAGAGUGCUCAAGUGCUUAAUGGAAAACUGAAGAGACAAUUGGAGUUGGUUUACAUUGUUGCAUAUGAUGUCCUUUUCAGGCAGGCAACGUCAACAGUUGGUGAACCAGAAAAGUUUCUCGUACUUCGCAGAGACGCUUUACAAUCAGCCCUUCAGAAACUUUUAACGAAGAAAAGGGUUAAAUGCGUUGACGAUUUGACAGUGCUGUAUCGAACGCCUGAUAUGCUGAAACCACGUUAUGUUCGAGUAAACACGCUGAAGUUGGAUGUUCAAUCUGCAAUACUUGAAUUAGGGAAGCAUGUCAAAGUUGAAAAGGAUGGCUUGGUUCCGGACCUGCUGAUGCUUCCGCCAAAUACUGACUUGCAUGAUCAUCCGCUUGUCUUGAAUGGAAGUAUCUUUAUGCAAGGCAAGGCAAGUUCCAUGGUUGCAGCAGCCCUUGAUCCUGAGCCUGACUGGGAUGUCCUCGAUGCAUGUUCUGCACCAGGAAACAAGACUGUCCAUCUAGCUGCUCUUAUGAGAGGCAAAGGAAAGAUAAUAGCCUGCGAACUCAAUGAGGAGAGGUUAACCCGGUUAAACCAUACUAUCAGCCUUUCUGGUGCUUCUAACAUCCAAGUUUUGCAUGGAGAUUUCUUGAAGUUGAACCCGCAUGACCCUUUGUAUGUUAGGAUCCGUGCAAUCCUUUUGGAUCCUUCUUGUUCAGGUUCUGGAACAACCGCCAAUAGAUUAGAUCAUCUGCUUCCGUCUUAUAAUGCAAGUGAUACAGUAGACACUGACCGGCUUAAUAAACUCGCCGCUUUUCAAAAGAAGGCUCUUUCACACGCCUUAACAUUCCCAGCAGUUGAAAGAGUGGUUUAUAGCACAUGCUCGAUCCACCAAAUUGAAAACGAAGAUGUUGUGGAGUCGGUGCUUCCUCUCGCCACAUCUCUAGGCUUCCGCCUUUCAACACCCUUCCCCAAAUGGAAUGGACGAGGCCUUCCGGCAUUUGAUGGCUCGGAGAAUCUUCUGAGAACUGAUCCAGUGGAAGACAAAGAGGGUUUCUUCAUUGCCUUAUUCAUCAGGAAAAGCUCCGGAAACAAGCUCCAUUGUCAGGACGGAGCUGGUGACUUUGCAGGCACCCGAAGAACGUCACAUAACGGAAAUACUCAUUCGACCAGGACGAAGGUUGCUUCCUCAACCGGGAGAUAUAUCAGGUUCCCGUAUUUGUUGACCAGAUUGUCUAAAAUGAGCUUGUAUCACUCAAUACAGAGGAAGAGAACCGCAUAGAUGGACUUAAAUAGUUGCAUCCUCUUGUCUUUUCCAUUCGUCGAGAUUUUCCCAACCUUGCAGCGUGCCAAACUUGCAAAUGCAUUCAGUUUUGUCUCCAAACAGAGUUUUGAUUCCCAAAAAGGAAACACUUGCCACAGCAUCGAUAUUUUCUGUCUCAUUGGCCAAUUACAAAAUGUCAUCAUUCUCUUUA